AACGACACAUAUAAACCCCCCAAAACCCUAACUAACCCACACUUUCACUUCACACUCCCCUUACUCGCUCGACCUAGAACUGUGUUAGGGUUUUACGAAACCACCGAAGUUGCAGAAAAAGGAAGAAAGAAGAAAAAAUGGUGGCUGACAGGAGCAAGAAGCCGAAGGUCUCCGAGAAGGGCGAAAACCUCGAUGAAAUCGACGGAGAACUCGUCCUCUCUAUCGAAAAGUUGCAGGAGAUCCAAGACGAGCUCGAAAAGAUCAAUGAGGAAGCCAGUGACAAAGUGCUCGAAAUAGAGCAGAAGUACAAUGAGAUACGGAAGCCCGUCUAUGAUAAGAGGAAUGAUAUUAUCAAGGCUAUUCCCGAUUUCUGGUUAACUGCUUUUUUGAGCCAUCCUGCUCUUGGUGAUCUUUUGAACGAGGAAGAUCAGAAGAUAUUUAAGUAUUUGAGUUCUCUUGAGGUUGAAGAUUUUAAAGAUGUCAAAUCAGGCUACUCAAUCACCUUUAAUUUCAAUGCCAAUCCCUAUUUUGAGGAUACAAAACUUGUAAAGACCUAUACCUUCCUUGAAGAAGGAACAACUAAGGUUACUGCUACACCCAUAAAAUGGAAAGAGGGCAAGGGCAUACCCAAUGGAGUUAAUCAUGAGAAAAAAAGGAACAAGCGUGCUCCUACUGAUGUCAGCUUCUUCAGUUGGUUUAGUGACACCGAGCAGAAAGAUGAUAUAGAUGACAUUCAUGAUGAGCAGGUUGCAGAAUUGAUCAAGGAUGAUUUAUGGCCAAAUCCACUUACUUAUUUCAACAAUGAAGAACCUGACGAAGAGGAAGGUGAUGAGGAUGAAGCUGAUGAUGAGGUAAUUUUUUCCUUAGAAAAAGCCCAGGGAAAGGAGGAUGAAUCUGGUGAUGAUGAUGACGAUCAAGAGGAGGAUGACGAUGAGGGUGAGGAGGAGGAUGACAAGUGAAAAAUACAUUAUGGUCAUAUUACUUUUUUUUUUUGGGGUUGUAGGAGUAUUUAAGCGUUCUUUAGGGGAUGAUCAUGGCCUCCCUUUGUGGUUGUCAUCUUAUGUCAGCUGGUGGAGCUACCAAGGCCAGUUAUUGGUUCUCUCUCUGACUAUAGCCUAUUUAUUGUCCUACGAAGUUAUUUCUGGUUUCAUCCCUUGUGCACUUUUUCAGAUACUAAUGUUACAUCGUUUCUUUUUUCAUAACCCUUUGUCGUGGAACUAAAUAGUAAAAAUUGCAGUAUUUAGUGUAUAGCAGUCCAGUUUGGUAUUUCUUAGCGUGCAGGAUACCAUGGGAAGCAUUUAUCAGAUACAGAUGUUCAAAUGCUAUUUCAAUGUUAUCCAAUUUAUUUCCUCUUA
Glycine soja is the source of this 1355-nucleotide messenger RNA. Its product is annotated as NAP1-related protein 2-like. Lineage: Eukaryota; Viridiplantae; Streptophyta; Magnoliopsida; Fabales; Fabaceae. Gene Ontology annotation, molecular function: histone binding; chromatin binding. The transcript is spliced from 10 exons. The record is from RefSeq and is a predicted model, not a curated record. The coding region runs from base 138 to 959 and encodes 273 amino acids. Gene Ontology annotation, biological process: nucleosome assembly. Gene Ontology annotation, cellular component: chromatin; nucleus.